Alternaria atra is the source of this 2007-nucleotide messenger RNA. RefSeq lists its product as uncharacterized. The transcript has a single exon. Gene Ontology annotation, biological process: cell division; DNA replication initiation; mitotic DNA replication checkpoint signaling. Gene Ontology annotation, cellular component: nucleus. The record is from RefSeq and is a predicted model, not a curated record. Bases 1 to 2007 code for a protein of 668 amino acids. Gene Ontology annotation, molecular function: DNA replication origin binding. NCBI's taxonomy places the organism in Eukaryota, Fungi, Ascomycota, Dothideomycetes, Pleosporales, Pleosporaceae.
AUGGCCUCUACUGUUCUCGGGAAGAGGACUCGCAGCUCUGCACGUAUAGAUGCUUCAGGUACGAGCCACCGAGGCCCUGGUCGUGGUUCGUCGGACAACACGUCCCUAACGCGCUCUGCAGAGUCAAAGUCAAAUGUCGCAACACGCGCAAAGCGGAGGACCCAGUUUGUCAUACACGAUGAAGGCGAGAUUGAGAAUCCAUUCGUCACUCCAAAGAAACAAAAUGUGCGCGACGAGGAUGCAAUGGACGUGGACGAGCCCGAGGAGAAGACGUCGGUGAAACGCGGGAGGAAGGCUGGCACAGCUCCUGCAAAGUAUGGCGCACCAUGCACACGGCUUCCACUUUCAACAGCCAAAGAGAAUUCUCCGCAGAAGGCGCUCGUGGACAUUCCAGACAAGUUUGCGCCUACUCCUUCAACACCCAGGCAUCGCGACGCGCUUGCCGGCAAAGUUGCCGUCACACCCAGGCACCGUCUCAUCAUCGCCGGACGACCGUUGACGCCUCGCACACCACACACCCCAGGCACUCCACGGAAUACGGGGCCAACAAUCUACAAUGAAGCGCGCCAGGUGUUUGCAAGAGGCUCUGCCCCAACGGCACUGUUUGGUCGGGAGAACGAGAGGAGGGAGCUCGAGACGUUCAUCACAACAAGAACAAAGACUAAGAGAUCUGGAUGUAUAUACGUCUCCGGUCCGCCAGGCACUGGCAAGAGCGCCUUCGUCGACGAUGUCUGCCGUACCGUCUCAUCGAAUGAAUCUGUCAGGACCGGAUACAUUAAUUGUAUGAGUGUAAAGAACGCCACAGAUCUGUACAGAACGCUUUUGGAGGAGUUUGUCGACAUCACCGAGAUUGCAGAGGGCGAUGAAGUAGAUGCGCUUCGGGCAAUCUUCAUGCAGCGGAAGACGUCUUACGUCGUUACGCUUGAUGAAGUGGACCACUUACUGGAGCUGGACAUUGAACUCUUUUACAACAUCUUCGAGUGGUCCUUACAGGAAGCAUCGGGACUUGUGCUAGUCGGUAUCGCGAACGCGUUGGAUCUCACGGAUCGAUUCCUCCCACGACUCAAGGCUCGCGGGCUCAAGCCACAACUACUACCCUUCCUCCCAUACAACGCCACGCAAAUCUCUUCUGUCAUCACUUCAAAACUCAAGGCGCUUCUGCCAGUAGGCUCAACCCAACUACCCUUUAUCCACCCAACCGCCAUCAUAUUCCUCUCCAAGAAAGUAGCCGCCCAAUCCGGCGAUCUACGCAAAGCCUUCGACAUCUGCCGUCGAGCAAUCGACCUCAUCGAAGCCGACACACGCGACCAGCACGCAAAGAAAGCCACAGAAAUCACCCCAUCACCCACCCCCUCACCCUCAAAAACUCCCUUGGUGGAAAAAGUCAACCUCUCCUCCUCAGCCGUGCGCUCUCCCACGAAGCCCAAAGAUCUAAACAGUAUCAUCGCCGCCUCUCUUGCCUCCCUCACCUUCGAAACCGCACCACGGGCCACCAUUGCCCACAUGGCGAAGAUCACAGCAGCAGUAUUCAGCAACGGCACAAGCCAACGCCUGCGAAACUUGAACCUCCAACAAAAAGCUGUCCUCUGUUCGCUUUCUGCUAUCGAGAAGAAGAAGCGCGCCACCGCUGUCGACAGCAUUCUAUCCACACCGUCAAGAUCCCACACUACAUCUCCUACUAUCAAAGAACUCUUCGAGGCCUACACCGCGCUGUGUAAACGAGAGAAUAUUCUACACCCUCUCACGAGCACCGAAUUCAGGGAUAUCGUGGGCAGUCUGGAGACACUGUCGCUUGUUUCGGCAGUCGAGGGUAAAGCUGGAUCGCUAGAUGUUGGCGCUGGUACGCCGAGUCGGAGGGGAGGGCUAAAGCUUUUCCUGGUGUUGUUGUUGAGGAUCGCAGGGUUGCUAGUGUCGUUGGAGAAAAGGAGCUGGCGGACUCACUCGUGGGGCCUGGAGCUGGCAUUCUCAAGGGUAUUCUUGAGGGGAAUUAAAGAGGGAAUCGUGUAG